Pochonia chlamydosporia 170 is the source of this 2292-nucleotide messenger RNA. RefSeq names its product transposase. Gene Ontology annotation, molecular function: protein dimerization activity. The record is from RefSeq and is a predicted model, not a curated record. The transcript has a single exon. Lineage: Eukaryota; Fungi; Ascomycota; Sordariomycetes; Hypocreales; Clavicipitaceae. Bases 1 to 2292 code for a protein of 763 amino acids.
AUGGAUUUUCCCGGUAGUACCGACAGCGGACCCACAUCCUUGCCAGGCUUGCAAGACAACAGCUACAGCGACCCGGCUAGCUCCCUCGACCUCGGUGCAUCGGAGAUCGUGAAACAGCUAGCGGACAAUGCAACUUUCUCCUCUGACUGCGUUGGCUAUGAGGGAAUUGACUGGAAUCGCCUCUCAGGCUAUUCUAUCAGUAGACCCCGAAAAAGGCCACGCACUGGCUGGGUGUGGGAGUAUGGGUACGACGUUGAAGAUGAUAGCUCUGGCCAUCGAUUUUGGGUGUGCAAGCUCUGCCACCGAAAGCAAGCCAUAACGACUCAUAUGUACGACGCCGCAUCGACGAGCCAAGCGAACAGCCACAUGGCAGACGUCCAUCGUGUCGACCGAGACGGGCAGAUACCACCUCGAGGAAAGAAGCAACGAACCAUCUUUGACAUGGUCAAUCUGAAUGCUCGUCAGCCAAAGGAACAAGCCGUGAUGAACGCAUUCAUAGCGUCAUUCGAGCCGGUUCGUUUUCAGCAGUUGCUUGUUCGCUGGGUGACUUGCGAUAACAUUCCGUACCACAAGCUCGAAAGUCCCUAUUUUCGCGAGCUUAUGGCGUACGCAAAUAGUGCCAUCAUUGACUCGGGAAGUCUUCCCACCCACACGACGGUUCGUGAAUGGAUUAUUCAAUCUUUCAACCGACACAAAGGUGUGGUGGUAGAAUUGCUCGGCCGAUCGAUAAGCCGCAUCAACGUCUCGUUUGACGCUUGGUCCUCUCGCAAAUUUAAGUCCCUGCUUGGCCUUACCGUCCACUUUCUGGAUGAUGAAGGUAGCUUUCGUACGUUUCUUCUGGGCUUGCCGCAGAUAGAAGGCCGCCAUAGCGGCGAGAAUCUAGCCGAUCGAGUCAGCGAAAUAAUCCACGAGUACGGCUUUGAGAGUCGUAUUGGGUACUUUGUGACAGAUAACGCAGAGAGCAAUGACACAUGUCUGGAGCACCUGAGUUCUGAAUUGGGAUUCAAGAAACAGCAUAGGCGGCUUCGCUGCUGUGGUCAUAUUAUCAAUCUCGUUGCUCGAUCUAUUCUUUUUGGGACAGACGCUGACGCGUUUGAGGAGGACUGCCAGGCGGAGAAAGAAAUCCAGGAUGAGGUUAAGCUCUGGAGGGCAAAGGGGCCUAUAGGAAAGCUUCAUAAUAUUGUUCACUGGGUGCAAAGGUCUGGUCAACGCAUCGAGAAGCUUCACAGGCUUCAGUCUAUCGAAAAUACAGCCCUAAGCUUGGAGAAUCAAACGACCUACGAUGUUAUUACGGAUAACGCUACUCGGUGGAACUCGUCUGAAGCCAUGAUGGAGCGAGGCUAUCAGCUCCGAAAUGCACUAGAUUCCUUAGUCCAGGCAGAAGUGACAGAAUGGAACCAGUAUGUGUCGAGGAGGACUCGAAAUGGGGCGAAACCGCUGCCGAAGAAGAGCCGCAAGAAGCCCACGAUUGUUGACGACAAGAUGACUGCCGAAGAUUGGUCAGUCAUCGCAGAGUACCUCGCCAUUUUAAAACCAUUGAAGAUAGCGACCAAGCGCCUUGAGGGCCGCCCUAAAGAUGGCAAGUUUGGAGCCGUCUGGGAGGUUUUGCUCACAAUGGAAUGGCUUUUAAAGCACCUGGAAGAGUCAAAGCUGCAGCACGAGCGAGACGAGGAACCAUAUCUACGAAUAGGUUGCAACCUCGGUUGGAUGAAGUUGGACCAAUAUUACACGCUCACAGAAGAUAGUCCUGCAUACCUUGCAGCUCUUGUUCUUCACCCGGCUUUUCGCUGGUCUACGGUGGAAUCGCAAUGGGCUGAUCACGCGGAUUGGUUGGACAGAGGUAGGGCCGCUGUGCAAGAGCUGUGGAAUGAGUAUCGAGUCUUGCCGGUCGAACAGGAUGCUAUACCGGAACAACCGACCGUUGCGCGGAAGACAACUGACUUGGACGACUUCAUGACUUCCGUUCGAAAACUCAGCACUCAUCCAGCUCCUUCAACGUCUAUCAUGCGUGACGAGUACGCUGAGUGGAUCGCAACGACUGACCCGGGAGAUUGCUUGGUGGAAGAUCCGAUCCAGUAUUGGCUUCUCCGAAGGCGUCAAUAUCCGCGCCUUUCACGAAUGGCGAUUGAUCUCUUUUCUGUGCCAGCGAUGUCUUCUGAGCCAGAGCGUAUUUUCAGUCUCACAGGACAAAUGGUGACAGCGCAGAGAGGUCGCCUGAAGGCCGAUAUUAUAGGGGCCGCUCAGUGUAUCUCGUCUUGGGAGAAAAGUGGGGUCAUAGAGAUAUCCAAAUGA